Molecule: messenger RNA, 1740 nt
Organism: Dreissena polymorpha
Lineage: Eukaryota; Metazoa; Mollusca; Bivalvia; Myida; Dreissenidae
Product: probable methyltransferase-like protein 24
Exons: 8
Coding region: 308-1159 (283 amino acids)
Source: RefSeq, a predicted model, not a curated record
AAUUUAGGGAUAUAAUAGCUGUAUUUAAAUACGGAUUUUGACUGUGGAUGCAUAUAGACUAAACCAUAUGCGAUUGCAAACAUGUUCAUGUCUAAUAUGAUGUGCCAUACUAAAAAAUUGACCAGUUGCUGAACAUAAUGUUGUGUUUUUAUUGUAAAUAAAGGCGGACUUGUUGCAUCCUUUGACGUACUUACGAAUUGCAAAUAAAACUGGAAGAACAAUGUGCCGUUGAAAUAUUGCGGAAUAUUUGUGCGGUGCCAGUUACAUUUUCCUUCAGGCGCUAUCUGAGUAGUUAUCACCAGGCAACAUGAAGCAGGCACAUCUUCUACUUGUCGGCUUGGCAGUCCUGGUGUUUUUCGGUGCAGCUUACAUUUAUGGUCUCGAUAAACAGACGCUCUCGCCCGUUGAAAUAUUUUGGAUGCAGAAAGAUAAACAGAAUGCAUUACCCAAAGCAGAGGAAUCACGUGACUACAUGAUCCCGAGUGACGUCGAGCUGAAGAACAUGUCUAAUACGCAAUGGAAGCAGAUAUAUUGGAAGUAUAUAAACCGCCUUCAGACGCUGUGCAAGGACGUGGUCCGGGUGGGGAAGCUGAAGGACGGGGAAAAAGAGAUAUGUGCUGACGAACGCUACAGGCCGAGAGCUCCAUGCAUCAUAUACUCGUUCGGCAUAAACAAUGACUUCUCGUUUGACCACGAAGCAGUAAAAAUGUUUGGAUGCGAUGUGUUCUGCUUUGAUCCGAGCAUGAAGAUGGAGUCGAAACGCAUUUCAGACCAUGUCUGGUUUUACAAUUGGGGACUUUCUGGAGAGAAUACGGUCGACAAGCAAGGCUGGAAGAUGAAAACUCUGAGAACCAUUAGAAAUGAUCUCGGACACUCGAAUAAAACAAUUGACAUCCUAAAAAUGGACAUAGAGACGUUUGAAUGGAAUUCCAUGCUGCAAAUGAUUCCCGCAGGAGACCUCGAUGACGUCAGACAGUUUGCUGUUGAGGCACACUUCAUGCAUGGUAACAUUCCAGGAAACUCGCAGUUAUCUGCCCUUAGACAACUGUAUGACAGAGGUUUUCGGAUAUUCAUGAGGGACAGAAACCUAUAUUUUGGGAUAGAAGGGUCUAUGACAACAUUGAAUGAGAUUUCAUUGAUCAACGUUCUCUACAGUUAGGAGACUUGAAGCAUGAGUGAGUAACAACCCAGCGCAAAGAGCUAUUUUGGGUUCAUGACUAGUGUGAGUGGAGAGUGUAUAAGCUCAAAGCGAAUUCAGAUCACGACAGUUCAACACUUCUGGCGCGGAUAUACAUAGGGACAUUGACAUAGGAACUAAAAAUGGUUCACGGAUUGAUCAAGUGACAAUCACCAUAAAAUGUUGUGCAGUGUUUUAAUGUGAUAUUUUAAGUAAAAUGCAAUACAACCAAUAUAUAAUUUUAAGUGUUAUCAAACCUUAAAAAACAUGAAGAUUAGAUGCCCAAAGGCAGUAUAUCUACUCCUCGAAGUAAAUCCAAACAAAUAAAACUAACAUACGACUGCAAGAACUAGAUCGAUCUCUGAUAUAAGGGCAUGAUAUUUGCACAUUUCACUCUGUGUAUCUAUUUUGUACAUUUUAUUUUUAUAUUUAGCGUGAAAAAAUACACAGGUAGUUGUGUCAUUUUUAGCUUUUAAACUUUGAGUUUGACAUUGACCUCUAACCAAUUGACAUGUAAAUUGAGGGUUAUAUACUUAAGAAAUAGUAAACUCCACUGAGGUUCC